AUGAUCAACGCUGCCAUUGCCCGCCACACCCUCUGGCCAUGCCGCCAACUCCGUCCACUCCUGGUUGAUCGACAACUUCGCCUUCGAAAGGAGCGGGAAGACCUCAGAGCGCAGGCAGCGGCAGCAGUAACGACUGGAGAGGUUGUUGAUGGACCAAGUCCAGGUUUAGCAGGAGACCUUACCGAUUUGCCCAAGGAGGAUGGGAGCGAGGAUCUUGUUCUUUUAGUCGAGCACACGCCGACAUACACCAACGGACGCCGAAACAGAGGUGCACAAGGAAUCAGCGAUCAAGAGGCUGCACGGUUACAAGGCCUGGGUGCUGUCUAUGUAGAGUCACUUCGCGGAGGCGAGAUCACCUUUCACGGACCUGGGCAAUUGGUGGCGUAUCCUAUCUUGGAUCUCAAACCCAUCAAGUUGAGUGUUCGGUGCUAUGUAUCGUACCUGGAAAAGUCCAUCAUUGCGACUUGCGCUGAGUUUGGCGUGAAAGCGAUGACGACGGAAAAUACUGGAGUUUGGAUCAACGACCAGAAAAAGAUUGCCGCUAUCGGCGUCCAUGUGCAACGAUACAUCACAUCACAUGGGCUUGCACUCAACUGCAACACGGAUCUGGAAUUCUUCAAUCAGAUUGUCGCUUGUGGAUUGACAGGCAAGGAGACGACCUCGUUGUCCAAGGAACUUGGCGACCUCUCUGUCGAUGUUCAGGCUGUUAUCCCCAAAUUUCUGAAAGGAUUCGGAGCGACCUUUAAUCGCGACCUUGUUGCACUUUCAGAAACACGACCUGAACUGGAGAAGGCUAUCCAGGACUACAUUCAAACGGGCAAUACCGAAAGACUGAGGUAG
Molecule: messenger RNA, 840 nt
Organism: Linnemannia hyalina
Lineage: Eukaryota; Fungi; Mortierellomycota; Mortierellomycetes; Mortierellales; Mortierellaceae
Source: the annotation of a GenBank genome assembly